Messenger RNA from Trichobilharzia szidati, 2856 nucleotides. NCBI's taxonomy places the organism in Eukaryota, Metazoa, Platyhelminthes, Trematoda, Strigeidida, Schistosomatidae. The record is from the annotation of a GenBank genome assembly.
UCGUACAGUGCAGACUAGUGGGAAGGAUACAUUUUAUUUGGUUUCUUUACCUGAAGAUGAGCGUUUCUGAUUGAUGUCAGACUUUGCUGUCCGGGGUUAAAUAAACUUCACCGUUCCAACCCAGUGUUCCUGUUGAGUUCCAGUCUGUUGUAUCUCUUCGUUGACUUCUGAAAGUGUACUAUUUUGACAUCUAGAUACUUUUGGUCAGCAAGCUUCAACUGGACACAAAAUAAUUGCACAAAUUACAUACUGAAUAGCGAAUCUAGUACAUUCUUUCAAAAAGAUUCGUUUUCUCUAUGGAUCGUGGCGCUAAACGGGCUAGAUAUAGUUCAGAAGAGGAGGACAAUGGUAAUAACCAUGAAAAUUCUAAAAAGGAUGACUCGUCGAAAAAUCCAGAUAAAAUUGCCAACAUAUUUGGCAGAACUGGUGGUGCAUAUAUUCCCCCAGCUCGACUUCGUCAAAUGCAGGCCCAGAUUACAGACAAAUCAUCUGAGGCAUAUCAACGAAUUGCUUGGGAAGCACUUAAAAAGUCUAUUCAUGGUUUCAUCAAUAAAGUGAAUGUGUCCAAUAUAUCAGAAGUUGUUAAACAGCUUCUAAUGGAAAAUAUUGUUAGAGGUAGAGGUUUAUUUGCCAAAUCUCUUCUUACUGCACAGUCUGCAUCGCCCACCUUUACUCAUGUUUUCUCCGCUCUUGUUGCUGUUGUAAACUCGAAGUUUCCCAAGAUUGGUGAACUAGUUCUCAAAAGAUUGAUCAAUGAAUUUCGUAAAGCAUUUCGUCGGAAUCAAAAAGAUCGUUGUCUGUCAACUGCACGAUUUUUAGCUCAUUUAGUUAAUCAAAAAGUUGUUCAUGAAUUAAUUAUCCUGGAAUUACUGACUCUUCUACUUGAACAAACAACUGAUGACAGUGUUGAAGUCGCUGUAUCUGUAUUGAAAGAAUGCGGUGCUAUGCUUUCACGUCUUGUACCUAAAGGUGUACAUGGAAUUUUUGAACAUCUUCGACGUAUUCUAAAUGAAGGCCAAUGUGAUAAACGUAUUUCUUAUAUGCUAGAAGUUAUGUUUCAGAUCCGUCGAGAUGGAUGGAAAGAUCAUCCGAUUGUUCUACCAGAACUUGAUUUAAUUCAAGAAAGUGAUCAAAUCACGCAUACAACUUCACUACUUGACCAAGUUGAUCCAGAGGAAUAUUUAAAUGUUUUUAAAUUUGAUCCAGAUUUUUUAGCCAAUGAAGCAAAAUAUGCAGAAAUCAAAGCAGCACUGUUUGAAUCGAAUGAAGACUCCGAGGGAGAAUCCAAUGAAGAUAAUGAUUCUGAUGGAUCAGAUGGCAAUGAUGAUGAUGAUGAAGAUGAAGAGAAUAAUGAGGAACGUCUUCGUGGUGCUGCUGCAACAGCAGAAAAUCAACAAACUAUAAUUGAUCAAACUGAAACAAAUCUAGUUCAUCUUCGUCGUACUAUCUAUCUUAUGCUGCAGAGUAGCUUGAGUGCAGAUGAAGCUGGACAUCGUUUGUUACAAUUGAAAAUUAAGCCGGGUGAAGAAUAUGAAGUAGCAUCUAUGGUUUUAGAUUGUUGUGCACAAACACGUAGUUAUGAAAGUAGAUAUGGUCGAUUAGCUCAAAGACUUUGUCGAGUGGUUUUCCCGUCUAGUACACCAUCUAGUAAUACAGGUGGUAGUACUAGUGUUUCUGUCAACUCUGAUCUAGGUCCUGGUAGUCGAUAUAGAAGUAAAAAUGAAGUUGUUAAAUCUACUUCUAAAGAAGAAACUUCAACGCCUGUUGUAGUAGAAGAAACCGGUCCACCUCGUAGUUAUGUUGCUCAAUUUGAAAAAAUAUUUGCUGAACAAUAUGCAAUAAUUCAUCGACUGGAGACAGCGAAAUUACGUAAUGUAGCAUUUUUAUUUGCACAUCUUUUAUACUCAGAUUCUAUAUCCUGGGGAGUAUUUGAAUGUGUACGAUUAAAUGAACGAGAUACUACAUCAUCUGGACGUAUAUUUUUAAAACAUCUAUUCCUUGAAUUAUGUUCAUUUAUGGGUUUAUCAAAAUUACAAACAAGACUUCGAGAUGAAACAUUACAACCAUUUUUCACUGGUCUAUUACCACGUGAUAAUCCUAAAGAUACACGAUUUGCAAUCAACUUUUUAACAACUAUCGGUUUAGGCGGUUUAACUUUAGAUCUUCGUGAACAUUUACAAGCUUCCAGAGAUACAGCUUUAGCCAAGAAAGAUUCUGAUGAAGUCAAUAGUAGAAUUCCUUCGUCUAUAUUAGGCGAGAUAUCUAUUUCGUCGUCAUCGUCAUCUGCUUCUUCUGCUUCUUCUUCUUCUUCUUCUAGUGACUCAUCAUCAUCAUCAUCAUCUUCGGAUUCAUCCUCGGACAGUGAAUCACAAUCCAACGAUUCAGACCACCACCACCACCACCGUCACCAUAAUAAUGCCAAGCAUAGAAAACAGAAGAAGAACAGCCAACAGUCUAAAGAUAAACAUUCAUCGUCGAAAAAGAAAUCACAUCAUGAUCAUGGUGAUCAUGAUCACGAUCAUCAUCAUCAGCGUCGUAAAUCUCAUAAACACAGAUCAUCUGAAAAACAGUCUAAAGUAGUAGUAUCACCAGUGAGGAAGACAACAACAAACUCUUCAGAUUCAAGAGAUAGGCGGGAUAAAAAAAGGGGGGAUGAGAAAAAGUCACAUUUAAAACGUCGUCCUGUUGAUACACCAUUUUUCAAUGAUGCACCGCAUUCACCGGCUUCUUCAAGUCAUUUAAAAAUGAAAGUUCAGUAGGAUAAGAUGUAUAAAUAAUAUUCCUUACAGAGAGAAAACAAAAUGAAAUUUGUACAAAAAAAGAAUUGUGUGAAUAAUGAUAAUAAUAAUAAUAUUA